AUGGUUCUUGCCGACGACAAUCUUCAUGAGGCUCAUCCAUAUUGGUAUGCUCGAGUCAUUGGCAUAUUUCACACUCAAGUUCAGUACAAUCUGCAAGUAUAUGAGGUGCCAUUCUUAUGGGUUCGGUGGUUUGGUCUGGAUACACAGUUUAGAUUUGGGCAUGCCUGGAAGCGCCUUCCUCAAGUUGGUUUUUUAGAUGGGUAUAAUCCAGCUGCCUUUGGUUUCCUCAACCCUUCCUAUGUUCUUCAAGCAUCCCAUCUCAUUCCAGCAUUCGCUCAUGGUCGCUGGGAUGAUAUUUUACUGCCAUCUAUUGCUCGCCUUCCAGAGGACAACAAUUGUGACUGGUCACAGUAUUAUGUAUCAAUAUCUUCCCGCUAUGUGCCUGGUAUUGCAGUCAGACAUUAUUUUAUUCAUAUUCCAACAGGUCAAGCUGAAGCUGAGGCUGACAAUGAGGAUAAUACUGAGGCCAAUAUUUCAACUCAGGAUGACGAUAUCGGGACGCAAUUAGAGGAAGAAGACUCACCAUCAGAAGAGCUAAACGAUUCUGCCUACCAGGAUCCAGACUCAGAAUGGGAGAGUGAUGAUGACAGGUCGGACGGGUCAGAGAGUUAUGAUAGCAGUCAAGAAUUUGUCGAUAUGGAUACAGAUACUCUGUGCGCUGAGGGUUAUGCACACUUGUAG
Messenger RNA from Marasmius oreades (fairy-ring Marasmius), 681 nucleotides. RefSeq lists its product as uncharacterized. Lineage: Eukaryota; Fungi; Basidiomycota; Agaricomycetes; Agaricales; Marasmiaceae. Bases 1 to 681 code for a protein of 226 amino acids. The record is from RefSeq and is a predicted model, not a curated record. The transcript has 2 exons.